UUCACAUCGCCAUACUGCCAGCAGCGCCUAAUUUUAGAAUCCCACCCAAUCGAUCCAGAACAAUUUUUUGCGUUUCAUUUUUCUAGUCUUGCCAGAUUCAAUUCCUUUCUGCUAAUCUCUGGGUAAACCCUACUAAAAUAUUGAUUUUGAAGUAUUAAAUACGAACCACUUUUGAGUUGAGGAGAUUCACAUCUGUUUUGGUUUCCUUACUUGAGAUCCUGCUAACUCAGCAACUUAGCUCUGAAGCAAAUUUGGCUAAUUCCUCUCAUUGGGUUUUCUUUUAUUGGCUUUUUGGAGAUAACCCUUUUCGAGAUUUAUUCUUAGAUCCAAUGGGUUUGCAGGAUUUUUUUGUGGGGUGGUAUUGAUUCUAUUUUCAAAUGUCUGGUUCUGCAUGUUUGUUUUCGGAGAUAGAUCUUGCUGGGGUUUCGAUGUAGCAUGGAUCUUGGAUGGAAAUUUGGGGUACGCAUUUGCGGAAAUUGUUGUUCUGCGUUAAAUUUGUGUGCGCUUGAUGAGACUUGAUUCUCGGUUUAUGAGGAAGUGAGUUUGAUAGUUGGUUUUGCUUAUAGUUGGACUUGAUUUUGGGUUGAAGAAACAUGUUUUGGAGGGAACGUGAGAGGGAGAACAAAGAACAGAAUGGUGGACCGCUUUGUGGGCAGGUUCGAGUUCUUGUUGUUGGUGACUCAGGUGUGGGAAAAACUUCUCUCGUUAAUCUGAUAGUCAAAGGUUCUUCUGUUGCUCGUCCUCCACAAACAAUUGGAUGUACAGUUGCUGUAAAGUACACUACAUAUGGUAGUCCUAGUAGCUCUUCAAGCAGCCUUAAAGGUGAUGCUGAAAGGGACUUCUUUAUUGAGCUCUGGGAUGUGUCAGGGCAUGAGAGAUAUAAAGAUUGCCGGUCUCUCUUCUAUUCGCAGAUAAAUGGUGUUAUUUUUGUUCAUGAUCUAUCUCAGAGGAGAACAAAGACAAGUUUACAAAAGUGGGCUUCUGAGAUUGCAGCAACUGGGACGUUUUCAGCUCCACUAGGUAAUGGUGGACCCAGUGGUCUUCCUGUCCCAUAUAUUGUUAUUGGUAACAAAGCUGAUGUUGCUGCAAAAGAGGGUACACGAAGCAGCAGUGGCAAUCUUGUUGAUGCAGCUCGUCAGUGGGUUGAGAAGCAGGGUUUGCUUCCAUCCAGUGAGGAGAUUCCACUAAGCGAGAGUUUUCCUGGGAAUGGAGGCCUUAUUGCAGUAAGUGUUGUUAUCCUUGUUGACUUGGCUGCCAAGGAAGCAAGAUAUGACAAGGAAGCUGUAAUGAAAUUUUUCCGUAUGCUGAUUAGGAGAAGAUAUUUUUCUGAUGAGUUACCAGCAUCAAAUCCAUGGUCUACUCCUGUUCAGAGGCCUGUAUCUCGCUUAGAUGAAAAUUUGAUUGAUGAAGAUCAGUUCUAUAAGAAUACAAGUUUGCAUGGCAGCGAUCCAUACAAGUACAAUGCGCUCCCUCCCCUUCCAGCACAGCGAAAUCUUACUCCACCUCCCACGCUAUACCCGCAGCAGCCAGUUUCAGUGCCAGAGAAUUAUAGCCCCCCAAGAUUCUCGUUGAGUAGUUCUCAAGAGGUGAACACGACCACCGGAUCGAAGCGUGCAGACAUCAACGUCUAAUCCCUCUUGCAGUAUGAUUUCUGGUAAAGAACUUCUGUUGGGAAAGACGGUAUUAUUCCAUUUAUCAUGAUUCUUUUUCUUAUUCUCAUAUUGAUUGUAAAACCCGUUCCAUUCUUUACAAGGAUAACAAUAUUGUAUUUUUUUUUAUUUAUUUAAGAAUGUUAACUUUAUUAGUUUUCAAAUAAAAUAUUAAUUUUUAA
Messenger RNA from Rubroshorea leprosula, 1831 nucleotides. NCBI's taxonomy places the organism in Eukaryota, Viridiplantae, Streptophyta, Magnoliopsida, Malvales, Dipterocarpaceae. The record is from the annotation of a GenBank genome assembly.